Chiloscyllium plagiosum (whitespotted bambooshark) is the source of this 2664-nucleotide messenger RNA. It is a transcript of the gene hmx1, whose product is annotated as H6 family homeobox 1. Gene Ontology annotation, cellular component: nucleus. The record is from RefSeq and is a predicted model, not a curated record. Gene Ontology annotation, molecular function: DNA-binding transcription factor activity, RNA polymerase II-specific; RNA polymerase II transcription regulatory region sequence-specific DNA binding. Gene Ontology annotation, biological process: regulation of transcription by RNA polymerase II; negative regulation of DNA-templated transcription. Lineage: Eukaryota; Metazoa; Chordata; Chondrichthyes; Orectolobiformes; Hemiscylliidae.
UUUGUGAUUUGUUCCCUAAUUGACCUAGAUAAAACCACUGACUGGCAAGCCCCUGUAGCCGCAGGCACUCGGGAUGAAACAGAGCAAGUGAACUCAUUGCAAGCAAUUCUCUCAUUUUCUUCAGUAAUCCCAUUUGCCAUUGUGCCCGUCCAAUCCGUGGUAUACUCCUCGCAUGUUAGGCAUUUUAACGAGCCUGACAUUUGAAUUUCAUCAUUCUCACCAACCACCCCCACCCCCUCCCUCCCCCACCAGUUUCUCUCCACUGACUGGCGCCGAGUUGGACGAUGUGUUGGUGUCUGUGCUGCGGGGAGGGGGAGAGCUGUCUGGGAGGGUUGCGUUGUUAGCUGCCGGUUUGCUAUGAGCCCUCGGGGAGUCAGUCUGUCGCCGGAGGAAAGGUGAUUGAGCCCGCAGGGUCGCUCUCUGGGGCUGAGCUGGAGAGAUACACCUCUCAGCCCGCACAGCGUUUCAGGAUACCAUGCCGGACAAAGUGACCGGGCCCCAGGACACAGCGCCUGCCAAGGUGUCUUCAUUUUUCAUCGAGAAUCUGCUGCGGAGUAAUGGCAAGGAGAGGCAGGCGGACAGCAAGGAGGAGAGCGGGGAGAGGGUCUCUGCCCGACCCGGCCUGUACCCUCACGGCACUGCGGGGAACCAGCUGUGCUGUCAGCUCUGCAGCCUGGCUCUGUGUACACACGGCUCUCCGCUCAGGGACAGCAUGUUACAGUGGUACACCCGAACACAGCCCAGAUGUGCGGGAUGUGCCAGUCCAGACAGUCCGAAGCAAGGAAGUCCUAGUUCCGUCGAAGAGCAAUGUUUUUUCCUCCCAGCCAGUGAUCUAGACUCCCCGCCAGUUUCGGACAAAGGGGACAGCCACAAGGAGAUCUGUAGCCCAGAGGAAGGCGAGCUCCUGGAGGGGAAGAGGUCAGAGGCAGACAGCCCCCCGGCUGCCAAAAGCCAGAUGGACUCCGAGCAGAAAUCCGGCCGCAAAAAGAAAACGCGCACCGUGUUCAGCAGGAGUCAGGUUUUCCAGCUGGAGUCCACGUUUGACAUGAAGCGCUACCUGAGCAGCUCCGAGAGAGCGGGUCUGGCCGCUUCCCUUCACCUGACCGAGACUCAGGUCAAAAUCUGGUUUCAAAAUCGGAGAAAUAAAUGGAAAAGGCAGCUGGCCGCUGACCUGGAAGCGGUUAAUCUCUCUCACAGUGCACAGAGGAUUGUCAGAGUCCCCAUUUUAUAUCACGAAAGUACACCAACCGGCGCCUUAAGUUUCAGCCUGCCGCAGGUAUCCCCUCCUCUGGUCAGUUUCUCAGGCACUGCAAACUACCCUCUUACAACAUUCCCCUCCUCCAUGCCUUUCCUAAGGUCGCAAAUGAGUGGACUUGUCUAGAUCAGACCCUUCGACCAGAUGGUACGUGGAAGGUCUAAGUGACGCCAUGAGAGAAACGAAACGAAAAGCCUUUUGGUUCAAUUUCAACACUUUUGUUUUGUCUCUAACACUUUCAGUUGGUGCAAAUGUGCAAUAGUGUACUCUGGGGCGCUGUGGCUGCAGAGCCGGACCGGAAAUUUGUGCUCCUUUACAUCCAAAGAAAUGAUUGCAGACUUGAAUACAAUGAUUUCCGCAUUCACUGAUGUGACCACGUCAUUAAAGACAACCACCACGCCCAUGGACUACAGUAUAAAAAAUAAUAACUUCAUAGGUAAUUUAUAUAAAGUCCCCUUUGCUUAUACAAUAUAUUGCUGUGUUAAACUUAGAUUUCUUUUUAACUGAUCGGUCUUGUUAGAACGGGCAAGGGAGGAGUCCAGAGCAAGUUCAAAAUGCUCAAUUGGAUUUUAGUACAUCUAAACAUUAGUUACUGGGCGUUUUUGAUUUUAAUAUUUUUAACUCGAUGUAGCUAACCGCAUUUAUAUUAUCGGAGGAAAGAAAUGCAAUAAACCCCUGGUCAAAUCCUUGAAAAACAAGCAAACUGGUCUUUGAAUCAACUCAUCAUUCACCACACAUCCAUUUGAUUUAAUAUCGAGCUGUUACAGAACUGUCAGGAAUGGUGAUUGGCUUCAUUUUGGUUUGCAUUGUAUCUUUUGCUUAAUCGUUUGCAUAUAAAGAUCGCAUAUUUUCGGUGAACCUCGUCCACAUAAACGUUUCUCCUCAUGCGAUGCAAUAAAGUGGAACCAUAUUUCUUUUUAGCUUUACAAGUUGCAAAUCUGGAGAAAAAAAAUAACUAAGCUUCUACUAUGCAACAGACUGAAUGUUUAGUACAGUAUGGCCGAAACUGUACUUUGCACUAAAGGCCGGAGCGAUAACGUUAUACGCAUUUGCAAAUUCUUUAUUCCGAAUCGUUUGUUCUUGUUCAGGUGACGUAUAUACUGCUGUAGAUUUAAUCAGAGCAGCGGAUAUUUGUCCGAAAAAUUCUCAGUCCUAGUCAUGACUUCAGGUUUUAUUGUGAAAUAUUAGUGUGUUAAGACUUUUUAUAAGCAAUGCAUGAUUAUUAUCAAACAUAUGAGUACUGUUAAUAAUAUAAAACAGACAUAUGACAUUAAAAGUUAUACUUAACCAACUCCAACUGCUUUAUAGCUUCCCUUAGUUUCCGUUUGGUGUCUAUAUUCUUGCCUUGGUCAAUGAAUCGCAAUCAACUAUUUAGCAAGGUCGAACGUUCCCCUAUUUCCUGAAAGCUG